This is a messenger RNA of Habropoda laboriosa, 2668 nucleotides long. RefSeq names its product DNA-binding protein RFX2 (gene Rfx). The transcript is spliced from 18 exons. The coding region runs from base 1 to 2571 and encodes 856 amino acids. Gene Ontology annotation, molecular function: DNA-binding transcription factor activity, RNA polymerase II-specific; RNA polymerase II cis-regulatory region sequence-specific DNA binding. The record is from RefSeq and is a predicted model, not a curated record. Gene Ontology annotation, biological process: regulation of transcription by RNA polymerase II. NCBI's taxonomy places the organism in Eukaryota, Metazoa, Arthropoda, Insecta, Hymenoptera, Apidae.
AUGGAGUGGCCGGAGGAUGAAGAAUACGGCCCUAUUUUUUCUAAGAGAUAUUCUAUAAUGAUGGCGGAGGAAUCCUCGUUGCCGAUUAUUUAUUACCGGUCACAAAAUUCAUUUUCGAAUUCUUCCCUCCAUAAACGGGGAGGUAGUAGUGGUGGUGAUACGGUGGGAGUAGAGAGAGGUGAAGGAGUGAUUGCCAUGACUACGACAGGAGCCCAAUAUGCCCUCGCAGCAUCCACCAGAGCUAAUAACAGUGGGGGUAACUCUACCACAGUGGGGGUGGAACCUAAGCCAAGCGUCGUUGUCGUGACUACUUCCAGCUCCAGUGGCAGUGGAAGUGCAGCACAGAGUCAGUCCACAAGAGGACAGCAACUUAUCACUGUUGUUACCAGUCCUGAUCCUUCUAGCCCAAGCAAUCUACAGCCCAUUCAGUUAUUGGUUCAGGAUCCACUUGAAACAGCUGCAGAUUCUUCCAACGGAUCAACAGGUACUCCAGCGCAUGUUACAGCACAAGUCGUAGUUAAUACUACCCAUUCUGGUCAACAUACUCUUGUUGAUUCAGACGCAGCGUCCACAUCGGCUGGCACCAUCGUCGGCGGAUCUCCACACUUUAUAACGGUAACAGGCACCAGUGACUCACCAUCCUACGCGUCCCUCACAACGGCAGUAGUGUCAGGUGAACCAGAGGCGGUGGGGUCCGAACCAGUCUCACAUCCGACCUAUGUUCAAUAUGUUGAGGGGGAUACUUCCACGUAUAUACCGACAAAUGGUCAGAUGACAUAUCCUGUAUAUGCUGUUGGAGAAGCAGGAGCUAUGUACACUCCUGCAUCCAGUCAGUAUUACACACCGGCAUCCACACCAGUAACAUAUGCGCAGGUCACUGGUCAAGGUUCAAAUUCUACAACUGGACAGUUAUUAUCUCAGGGCAAUGGCACAUAUCAUGCAUUGAUAUCCGCGGCUGCUGCACGUGCUAGUCCACAGACAGAGAAUGCGGAAACUGUGGUUAGCGGGGGUGGAGGGGCGUACUUGAUCAGCGGUAAUUCAGGAAGUACCGCUGUCACUGUGGAAGACGCUGCAGCUGCAGCUGCAAACAUGACGCAUGCAACUAGAGUUUCACAAGCAACAGUUCAGUGGUUGCUCGAGAAUUAUGAAACAGCAGAUGGUGUCUCCCUUCCACGUUCCACCCUCUACAAUCACUAUCUACGGCACUGUUCAGAUAACAAGUUAGACCCCGUAAACGCUGCAAGUUUUGGAAAAUUGAUACGGUCUGUCUUCUUGGGCUUGAGAACCAGACGAUUGGGCACAAGGGGAAAUUCAAAGUACCAUUACUAUGGGAUCCGUGUCAAGCCUAGUUCUCCUUUAGUCUUGUUAAACGAAGAUGGAACACCCCGCCAGCAACAGAAUACAAAUUCCCAAGCGAAACGGUUCAAGUUCGUGAAUCAAAAGCAGGAAAAUACUUAUGAGAAUAAUACACAUUCGAACACGAAUAUCACAUCGAAUAAUUCACCGCCACAGUACCAUCAGUACCUUGGCGAGGCGAGUGGUGCCAUUCCAGAGUUUCCUGAAAUAAUAGUGGGGCAUGGGUCGUCCCUUCCUGAGGAUUGCACUUUAGAGGACAUCGACACGUUCCGUAGUAUAUACCGAGAACACUGUGAAGCUUUUUUAGACGCUGUUCUCAACUUCGAGUUUGCCACUGUAGAGAGCCUUUGGAGAGAAUUUUGGCGUAGUCAGGACAAUAAUAAUGGCGACGAAUGCGAGGAAGAGAAAUAUUUAUCAAAGACUAAGCUAUAUCAGAUGUGUAAGUGUUCAGAAGUUCAAGAUUUCAUAAGAAAAGUCGAUUAUACGUUUUACCAGAACUUGGUAGAAGUAUUAAUGCCCAAUGUACUGAGACCUAUACCAAGUUCACUAACACAGUCCAUUAGAAAUUUUGCAAAAGGGCUUGAGUCCUGGUUGACGUCAGCCAUGGCUGACUGCCCUGAAGAAAUGACUCAGAUAAAGUUGACUGCUGUAUCCGCGUUUGCUCAGACACUGAGGCGUUAUACAUCACUGAACCAUCUUGCUCAAGCUGCACGUGCAGUGCUUCAAAAUUCUGGUCAAAUAAAUCAAAUGCUGGCCGAUCUGAAUCGCGUUGACUUCCACAACGUACAAGAGCAGGCUUCAUGGGUAUGUCAAUGUGACUAUGAGAUGGUCCAACGUCUGGAGACAGAUUUUAAAGUGACAUUGCAGCAACAGAAUUCACUGGAAGACUGGGCAAUUUUAUUUGAGGAGAAACCAACGUUUGCAAAGGCUGCUCGUCAAUUCUUGCUCAAGUGGUCCUUCUACAGUUCCAUGGUCAUUCGCGAUCUGACUUUAAGAAGUGCAGCAAGCUUUGGGUCCUUUCAUCUUAUUCGACUAUUGUAUGACGAGUACAUGUUCUAUUUGAUCGAGCAUCAAGUAGCAGUCGCCACUGGAACUACUCCGAUAGCAGUGAUGGGCGAUAAAAGUCAAAGUUGCUCUUUAAUUAGCGCGUUUGGCGCCACUUCUAACGGAGAUACAUCAAAUGCCAGUCAACCAAAGCGUAUGAAAUUAAGCUAACUGCGUGCCUACGCCCUUUAGUUUUUUUUGGAAAAAAUAAGCCAGUAGCACCUGAGAAUGAAAUGUUAGCACAAGAGCAUGCAGGCCUACUAAAACC